Messenger RNA from Talaromyces stipitatus ATCC 10500, 511 nucleotides. RefSeq lists its product as uncharacterized. Bases 37 to 459 code for a protein of 140 amino acids. The record is from RefSeq and is a predicted model, not a curated record. The transcript has 4 exons. NCBI's taxonomy places the organism in Eukaryota, Fungi, Ascomycota, Eurotiomycetes, Eurotiales, Trichocomaceae.
GUCAAAUGACCGGAAAUAUGCCAUAUUGUAUGCGAUAUGGACUGUAUUCAGACUGUUUUCAUCCGGGGGUGCUUGCAGUCCCGGAUACACCGCACAUGCAUUGUGUAUAGUGCAUUGCUGAAUGCAAGAAGGACCCCCGUAAAAAUGCAUGCAGCGAGCCAACUCAUGGGCUGGAUUCGAGAGUAUCUAGGUCCAAAAAGACAUAUCUUCUCUUCACGAUUACCAACGGUACCUUACCCCCCCCCAGAAUGGCUGCUCGCCCAACGUGCUCUUACUGAGGAGUUACCAACGCCGCCAGAUCCCCUGCACAAGAGGAAUAUCAACAACAUCAAGGGGAGCGCAUGCACUCAAAUAAAUUUCACGGACACUCUCGCAGGCGCACAGAGCUUCUGUGGAGCCAAGAAGAAGAAGGAAGUCAAGAAGGCUAGAAAAUAUCCUACGACACCCCGGCAGGACUGAGAACCGAAGUGGCUCGCUUUAGGGCGGCCGCCAACAGAGGAGAGGACAUAAG